GGCCCCGCCACAGCCUCAAUCCCGGGUGCUCGGCAUGCUGUUUCUCCCCAAACCCGGCGGCCAUCCAUCCAAUCCAACAGGCAGGACCGGUCGGCUGCCGGCUGCCCAUUCAUGGCGCGCCGCCCCGUCGAAAACCACGCGCCGCCCACCGUCCGGCGUCCGCUAAGCAGCGGCAGGGGCGCGCCAUGCUUAAAUAUCCCGGCUCCGUGCCCCCUUCCCAGCCAUCCGCCGCGUCGCCCAUGGCGUCCAUCGUGCUGCUGCUGUCGGAGCUGCUGGGCGGGGAGAGCGCCAGCGUGCUGGCGGCCGACCGCUACAUCACGGGCGGAGGCCGUCUCGGCCUGGGGGAGUUCCGCCCCACCGUGACGGAGGCGCCGGCGCCGGGGCGGAGGGCGCGCCCGGAGGAGAAGCAGCAGGGGAGGAAGGAGGAGUCGUUCGAGGACCUCGCCGUGUCCAGGAUCGCGGUCGACGUCAUGUGGCCUUAGAGCGCCUUGCUGAGCGAGUCAUCUGAGCUGCUGCUGCUUCUUCUUCUUUUUUGACAAGGGAGAUGGAGAUCUCAAUUUCCGCUCAUGUAAAUAUGUAAAAGGAUUCGUUAAUUGUGUCCGGGCGUUGUUCUGAAGCUUCUCUACUGUCAUGCUUCCAUCUUUUUUGAACAAUUAGUCAUGCUUCCAUCUUGGUUACA
This is a messenger RNA of Panicum virgatum (switchgrass), 679 nucleotides long. RefSeq lists its product as uncharacterized. The record is from RefSeq and is a predicted model, not a curated record. The coding region runs from base 186 to 482 and encodes 98 amino acids. The transcript has 2 exons. Lineage: Eukaryota; Viridiplantae; Streptophyta; Magnoliopsida; Poales; Poaceae.